Caenorhabditis auriculariae is the source of this 1293-nucleotide messenger RNA. The record is from the annotation of a GenBank genome assembly. NCBI's taxonomy places the organism in Eukaryota, Metazoa, Nematoda, Chromadorea, Rhabditida, Rhabditidae.
AUGUCACGUAAACCUGACAUGCUUCCUGGAGACCGAGCUCGCUCGGAUGCGCUUCCAGGUCUCCCAGGGGAAGUUCUACCGCACUUUCGAGGAUCGUCAUUUCUUUCCGCAGAGCUGGUGAGAUCCUUCUUCCACUCAAAAACGGCAUCCAUUUUUUGGCGCUGCAAUCUGAAACGAUUCCUCGGGAAGCUCACCUACAUCCAGUUUGGGGCUGAUCCGAUGCUGGAGACGUGGCCAAGACUGCGUCGGAUUUUUCUCGAACAUAAUGUUAGUUUUUUUUAACUUUUGCAAACGAAAUUUGAAGAAAUAAAUUAAUAAUGCACCCUAACCUGCACUAAACGGGUGGUUGCAUUCGCGAAAGCAAUUUUAAAAUUUUAUUUUACGCCUUCAAAAAAUUUAAAAAUCCAAACGGAGAAAAGCAUCUGAUGACUAGUCCAGAUAAGGUCCGUUCAGAUUUUGAAUGUCAAGUAGAAUGACGUCAUUGGAAAACGCUCUGUAAAUGGCUCGCUCUCUUAUUGGUUUAUUAGGGGCGGAGCUUGGACUUGAGACUCAAAACUUGAACAGACUACAUUUCUAUUGAUGUCAAAACGCUUAGCCGAUUAAGCUUCUUUAUAUAAACUUUAAAAAUCGAAAAAUUAUAGGUGACGGAAGAAUCUCUAAACUACAUCGAAAAAAGCCUUAGUAGCGGGAAGACGGCACACACAACAGUGGGAACAAAAGCCAGAAACUUUCUCGAGAAACGGUAAGUAACUGAGUGGCAUCUAUAGGGGCAAUCUUAGGAACCCUUGAAGGUUCCAUCUAGGGACCGCUAAAGGUUGCAAAAGUGGCCCCUAGAGGGGCAUGCUGGUUGAAUAUUGUUCUGAACUCAUCAAGAAUAAUUUUUCUGCGAAAAAAUCAAUAAAUUAGAGUUACUUGAAUGAAAAGUGUCAACAGAGGGUAUAUUUUUUGGCCUUUACAAAUCUGAACAAAAAUUCAAGAAACCCUAGAGGAACCCCUUGAGAUAUAGGAUCUAAUCCUAAACCCCUAUACGGACGCCAUAUAGAUAGGAGGCACUUUUUUAUCCCUUACAGGAGCUUUACCCCCCAAACCCCUAUAGGGACCACUCUGGCGUGUCUAUGAAUAGAAAAAUGGAAAAAGGUUUAAGUAUAACAUUUUUUCUCCGUUCCUGAAAACUUCAAAUUCGAAAAAAGAAGCUUCAGAUUACGGUCCAGCCCCUAUCUGAUGGAACUACUCGUCCGCAUGUUCUACCACGAUUUCCUGCUCUUCAAUUAUAAGCUUCCGGAUGGAUUCUGA